CCCCGGAAGCCGCCGCGGCUCAGCUGACAGCCGCUGCCGGGGCGGCCGGAGCGGGAAGAUGGCGCUGCGGCCGGGGCCCGGCGCGGGGGGCGCCGGCGGGGCGGCGGGCGGCGCGGGCGGCGGCGGAGGCGCGGCGGGCGGCGCCGGGGCCGCCAGCUUCAUGUUUCCUGUAGCAGGCGGUUUAGGCCCUCCUCAAGGGAUGAUUCCUAUGCAACAGCAAGGAUUUCCAAUGGUUUCUGUCAUGCAGUCCAAUAUGCCAGGCAUGAUGGGCAUGAAUUACGGUUCUCAGAUGCCUCCGGGACCCAUGACCAUGCAGGGUGGAAUGCCUUUAGGGCCAAUGCAAGCAACUGGAAUGCCUUACAUGGGACAGGCUUCUUUCUUAGGAAUGCGUGCAGCAGCCCCACAGUAUACCCCCGACAUGCAGAAACAGUUUGCAGAAGAACAACAAAAGAGGUUUGAGCACCAGCAGAAAUUCUUAGAAGAAGAACGAAAACGACGCCAGUUUGAAGAGCAGAAACAGAAGCUGAGACUCCUGAGCAGUGUGAAACCUAAGACAGGUGAAAAAAGCCGAGAUGACGCAUUGGAAGCCAUUAAAGGAAAUUUAGAUGGUUUUUCUAGAGAUGCUAAAAUGCACCCAACACCAGCAUCGCAUCCAAAAAAGCCAGAUCAUCCCACAUCAUCCCAUUCUGCUGUAUCUGUUUCCCACUCUGCUUUUCUUGAUGAUGAAGAAUUUAGUGACUUUAUGCAAGGGCCUGUUGAAAUCCCCAAACUGGUGCCUCAACCCACCUCUCAGCCUUUUCAGCCUUUCUGUUCUGCUCCUGAGGCUGGGCAACUGCUUUCAGGGAAGGCUAUGGUCCAGCCUCUCCCUUCAACCCAGACUCCAGUCUUAUCCGUCCUGCAUGGUACAAUUGGGCAGGUUCCUUAUUUUCCUACCUCUGCAUCUUCACCCAGUAUCCAUAAAACAGGCUCUUCCUUGGAGGAGAAAGUCUUAGAUAAUGGCUUAAAUGAAUCUGAACGAGAUCAAACCAAACUUAAAACAACUGAAGUUGGGCACAAAGCCUCAGCUGCAAGCCACGUUCAUCCCAGUCUAACCAUCAAUGACUGGGGUGUUAUAGGUGGACGUGAAAGUGGUACCACUACUACAGAGGCGCACAAGGCUUCAGAACAAAACAUAGCAGUUGAAGAGUGUGGAGUUGGAGUGUUCCCUUCGCAGGACCCAAUUCAGCAGAUGAUGCCUCCUUGGAUUUACAAUGAUAGUUUGGUCCCAGAGUUGUAUAAGAAAAUUUUAGAAAGCACGAUGACUCCUGCUGGAAUAGAUACUGCUAAACUCUAUCCCAUACUGAUGUCAUCUGGAUUGCCCAGAGAGACUCUUGGACAAAUAUGGGCUUUAGCCAACCGUACCACACCCGGGAAGCUUACAAAAGAAGAGCUUUAUGCUGUCCUGGCUAUGAUAGCAGUAACUCAGAGAGGAAUACCAGCAGUGAGUCCUGAUGUGUUAAACCAGUUUCCAGCUGCCCCUGUGCCUACUUUAACUGGGUUACCAAUGUCACUGCCUGCCACGGUAAGCCAGCAGCCUCUGCUGCCCACCGGACCACCAGUCUCCAUGCCGCUCAGUAUCGGACCGGCCGUCAUAGGGAUGAGCAUAACGGCACCGGCGGGUGGAGCUGCAACACAGUCUCCGGGAGGUUUUGUACCAUCCUACCCACCCAGUCAGGUAGUAAAACCAGAGGAUGAUGACUUUCAGGAGUUCCAGGAUGCUUCAAAGUCUGGCUCAAUAGAUGACUCUUUCACUGAUUUCCAAGGGGAUGUGGCAGGCUCCUCCAAAGCAGCCAGUUCACAGCACCGGAGCAGUGUUCCUUCUUUACUAAUGCCACUCCCAGGUAGUAAGACACUCUCAUCAACUGAUAAGUAUGCUGUGUUUAAAGGAAUUUCAUCUGAGAAGCCUUCUGAAAGCUCAUCGACUUUUGGAGAUUGUGGAGACAAAUAUAGUGCUUUCCGUGAAUUAGAACAACCACCGGAGAGCAAAUACUUAGGAGAUAACCUUGCAGAAUUCAAGUCUGCAGGAACUGAUGACGGUUUCACAGAUUUUAAAACCGCUGACAGUAUCUCACCAUUAGAGCCACCUACAAAAGACAAAACUUUCCCUACAUCCUUCCCUUCUCUACCUGUUCAGUCAAAACAGCAAACACAAGCAAAGACCUCUUUGAAUCUAGCAGACUUGGAUCUCUUUUCCUCUACUGGAGAGAACAAGCAGCUAUCAUUUCCACCUGCAUUCAAUACAUCAAAAUCAGCCUCUUUUCCUCUGCCACCACUUCCAUCUACUAUUGCCCAGCCAGCACCCAGCAAGAGCUCAAGCUUAGCUGAUGACUUUGGAGAGUUCAACCUUUUUGGAGACUUUUCUAAUUGCACGACAGCCAGUGGACAAGAUGACUUUGCAGAUUUUAUGGCUUUCAACAAUAGCAGUGGAUUUUCUGAACAAAAAACGGAUGACAAAUACAAUGCACUUAAACUAGAGGCCAGUCCUGUUCCUCAGUCUGGCUCAUCUGCCAGCACAGUGAAGAGUGGGCAGAAUUCUGCCACCAAUGCUACACCCACUAAAUAUGAUAUCUUCAAACAGCUUUCUCUGGAAGGCUCUGGAGCUGGUUUUGAGGAAGGGAAGGACAACACGCUUUCUUCAGUGAAGAGCGAUGAUGAUUUUGCCGACUUUCACUCUAACAAGUUUUCUUCCACAUGCAACAGCGCGGAUAAGUCCUUGGUAGACAAAGUGGCAGCUUUCAAGCAGACCAAAGAAGACUCUGCUUCAGUGAAGUCUCUGGAUCUCCCUUCCAUUGGUGGCAGCAGCGUUGGCAAGGAGGAUUCGGAAGAUGCGUUGUCCGUUCAGUUUGACAUGAAACUGGCUGAUGUGGGAGGAGAUCUUAAGCAUGUCAUGUCUGAUAGCUCUUUGGAUUUGCCAACAGUUAGUGGCCAGCAUCCACCAGCAGCAGAUAUAGAUGACUUAAAAUGUGCCCCAUUUGGAAGCUAUAACAGCGGGUCUGCAGUCAGCAGCCUGGCAAGCUAUGACUGGUCCGACAAAGACGACAUUCAUCAGGGUAAGAAGCUCCCUUCCUUAGUGCAGCCUUCAGGAAGUGGAUCCUCUGCAGCCACUUCAGUUCUUCAGAAGAAGGAGACUUUGUUUGGCAGUUCAGAAAACAUCACCAUGACAACAGUUUCCAAAGUGACAACCUUUUCUAGUGAGGAUGCUUUACAGGAUGUUCCGUUUGCAGCCUUUGCAAACUUUAAAGACUCUGGCCCAAUAUCCAGCGGUCCAAGCGAUGAUGACAUUGGAGACUUUGGUGAUUUUGCGAGACCUUCAUCAGAAGCACAGGAUGCAGCAGCAGCAAGUGACACAAGUCAAGAGGCAGACUUCCUUGCUAGUGGUAUCUCUUCUGAAAUGCGAAGAGAGUCCACAGAUGACUUUGGAGAAUUCCAAAGUGAAAAGCCAAAAAUCAGCAAAUUUGACUUCUUGGUAGCAACUUCCCAAGGCAAGAUGAAAUCUAGUGAAGAAAUGAUCAAGAGUGAACUGGCUACCUUUGACCUCUCUGUUCAAGGGUCUCAUAAAAGGAGCUUAAGCCUAGGUGACAGAGAAAUAAGCCGCUCUUCACCUUUACCAGUUUUGGAACAACCAUUUAGAGAUCGUUCAAAUACUCUAAGUGAGAAGCCUGCUUUGCCUGUCAUCAGAGACAAAUACAAAGACUUAACCGGGGAAGUUGAGGAAAGUGAGAGGUAUGCGUAUGAAUGGCAAAGAUGCUUGGAAAGUGCCCUGCAGGUAAUAAAGAAAGCAAAUGAUACCUUAAAUGGAAUAAGUAGUUCAUCUGUUUGCACUGAAGUUAUCCAGUCUGCUCAAGGCAUGGAAUAUUUAUUAGGGGUUGUGGAAGUCUAUAGAGUAACAAAGAGAGUUGAACUGGGUAUCAAAGCUACUGCUGUGUGUAGUGAGAAACUCCAGCAGCUUCUGAAGGAUAUUGAUAAAGUGUGGAACAACCUAAUAAGCUUCAUGUCACUUGCUGCUUUAACGCCAGAUGAAAACUCAUUGGAUUUCUCGUCUUGUAUGCUGCGUCCAGGCAUUAAAAAUGCCCAAGAUCUCGCCUGUGGGGUAUGCCUCCUAAACGUGGAUUCAAGAAGCAAAAAAGAAGAGAAACCUGUGGAAGAGCUUCCUAGAAAAGCCUUUAAUUCGGAAACGGAUAAUUUUAAACUGGCUUACGGAGGGCACCAGUACCAUGCGAGCUGUGCAAAUUUCUGGAUCAACUGUGUGGAGCCAAAACCUCCAGGUCUCAUUUUGCCAGACUUGCUCUGAAAGGAGUUCUGCCGAAGAUGGAUUAUCAGGCUCUACUAAUGUAGGACACUUGGGGCAAUAAUGUGACAGAAUAAGCAGAAAGGCUUUUUUGAACUGUGAUUAGUAUUUGAAAUGUUUGGCUUUGAUCUGUGUACAAUAAUGGGUUAAAGCCAUGGUCGAAUAUACAAGCUCCCCAUGAAGAAUUUCACUUCAAUUUUGAGGUCUUCAGAAAUAACCAGGAAAAAAAUGUAGUGUGGCACAAAAUGCAGCAUUUCAGUCUUUCUCAAGCUGAAAGUAGGUUAGUGUUUGUAUCAAACCAGUCUGCUAAUCAAAGUGCAUAAACCUCUGAGAUGAGACAAUACCUAGUUUCCAAGAAAAACUGAAAUGCUAGACAGAUUUGCAUGGAAGUGACCAUUUAAAUACUUGAAAUAUGUAUUUGCAAACAAGUCUUCUGUGUAAUAUUUUUGGUAUAUGGACCAUGAUGGUUUUUCUUUAAAUGUUUGCUGCUAUACUAUUACAAUGCACAAGCCACAGUAACUUUCAAGGCAAAAUGAGUUAUUGGCUAAGGAAUUGAACUGCAGAGAGUCAUUGUAUAUUUAUACGUCUACUGUUCUGUACUGUAAACUACACUGUAUCCAUACAUGUAACUGGUUAAUAUGGGGGAAUAAGAGCUUGGAAAAGUUGUUGAAAUUUUCACUAUCAUUUCUUGAUUCUUUAGUACAGGCAGAUGGAUUUUAGAACUUGCAAUCUCUGCUAUUCUGUUGUAAAUACUAGACAAAUUCCCCUCUUGGAGUUGUCCUAAACUACGAUGUGAUUUGUUAUGCCUUUCACGUUACCCUUAGGUAGUUGUGUGGCUGCGUUACCGUUGAAAAUUGGACUCCACUGGUACUGAGUGUUUGCUGCUGUAUGUAUUAUCCUUUUUGUAUGUCAAUAUGCUUUUCUUGGUGGGAUUCCUGUGGGUAACUGGUGCAGUCUAGUGCUAUCUGUAAUAAUGGGUUUUUUUGACUCUUAAAACUGCCAGUACAUGAUGUCCCUUAGCUCCUACUACAAUCGGGUGUGAUCUAACACUGGAAGCUGGGUUACUCGCACAGGCUCUUCUCUAAAGCAGGCUAUUGCAAACCUGCCGUUUCGUUGCUUGUGGUAGGUACCCCUUUCUGGAAAGUUAAAGGUUAGUUUAUCAGGCUAUCACAAAAUGUUACCCAUAAAUCUACAGUACCUGUUUUUUUUCUUCAGAUACAACAUCAAGAUGACAGUGCAGUCAGAUGUAGUGCUAGCUACAGAAUCUUAAAUCCAGUGGGAGCUUCGUGUCAUCGUUUUAAGAGCCUUACAACUGCACAGUCUUACUCAGCUCACAGUGAGCAAAGUGUGAUGUAUUUGCAUCUAGUGCAACUUACUUCUUAACUCAUUGAAUUACUUAAGUUUCUCAGAUCUCUAGAAAAGCUUCCUUCUCUCCAAAGAUAUCGACAGCUUUUCCAAGUGAAUCUUGCCUCCAUUAUGAGUAACUGACAUUGACCAGUGGUUAUUUGCUGAAAAUGAAAUUACAAAGAAAAAUGAGGCUUCAUUUAUAUAAUGAAAAGCUUAGUUAUAUUAAACUAUUAAUUAUGUCAAAUGAAAGAAUUUUGGCUAAAAAGAGUGCUAGGUGUCUGGCCCUUAUUUACACAGAUUAAAAUCUUGACGCUGCCUGAAAUUAGCUCAUUAAUAAAAUAAGCAACUUGUGCCUCCAGUCGCAAGCUCAGGCUAAUCAUGUGGCAGGUUUUCAAUAGUGUGACAGUGAGUGCCUGCCUUCUUUUGCCCAGUAAUUACCAAAAAAGGGCAGUCACUCUUUGAUUGCUAUUUUAUUUAUUAGCUGUGGAAUAGUUACAGUAGUCUGUGCCAUAGCUUUUGACUGCACAUACUCUUUUUCCUCACAACUGGGAACUGCUGUAUACAUCACUAUUGAAAGUAUUCCCACUGAUACUUGAGGUCUACUUAGCCUAGUAAGUUAGCACUCACUUUUGCACCUUGAAUUAUAAAAAAUAUUUAAGCUUUGUCUGACUUCAAGCAAAUGCCUAGUUUUGCUGCUAGCAAGGAGGCUUCUCAAGCGGUUUUGAGUAUAUAGCUGAUGUAAAGGCUAUUGCUUAUUAAAAUACUGUAUUGGGAAAAGGGAGUUUAUUGUUAGCAUGGGUUUCCACCACAGUUUCUGGACACUUAACUGGAUAGGAUUUUUUUAAUUAAAAGAGAAUGCCACAAAUAAAACUGGCUGCAACAUGAUACUUAAAGCAACCAGUAUUUCGAAUACAGUACCAGCUAUAUUGUCAUAAAAAUCUUUUUCAGUGAUGUUUUUCUGGUAACAUAUUUGUUAAGCAAGUUCUUUCUCUAAGAUGCAUCUAGCAUGUCUUUUGGCACAUAAAAAUAAGGAAUAGACAUUUGCAAUUAUAAUUGCAGUAGAGCUUACUGAAGUAUGACACUACUAGUUGCUUGCUCCCCACUGAAAGGGAAGCAGCAGGCGAGAAUAAUGCAUUUGUGGCAAGCAGAAAGCGUUUUUCUAAACACCUUUACGUCACGGAAUACACUGAAUGUUUUACAUGUAGAUACCAUUGAUAAGGGCAUUGCACAAGGAGGAUCAUUUCACUUACAUACCCAUGUCAUUAAAAUGACUCACUGUUGCAUUCAGCAUCUCAGCUAUUACAUCGCUAGCCAAAGGCCCAGUGUCCUUGGAAUCUGUAUCCAAGGUUACGGUAUUUUCUACAGUGCAUUGUAUCAGACCACAUUCCCUUGCUUCGUUUGCAUGCAGGUUAAUCCGCGUACUGCCUUCUAUUUCGGUUGUGUUGAAUUUUAUAAAUGUAACUCUAUUUUUGGAUGUAUUCCUUCAUUAGGAAAAUGUGAGAAACCUGAUUCCCCCUCUCCCCCCCCCCCCCCAUUUUAAUAUAUGUGUUAUCUGGAUCUGCCUUGGGGUUACCUAUGGAAAGUGACUUUUCUAUGUAUUUGUGUAUAUUUGGAGUUUAAGAGAUGGUUUGCUUGGUUAAUUUAUUUUAUAUAUCACUUUGCUUAGUUGUAUUCCUAAUGCUUCUGUGCUAUCUUAGUGUGCUUCAACUGAAGCUAUCAUUUCCGUGGCAGUCGGAGUGCUAGCGAGCAAACUCUUCCAACCUGUUCUCCUCACCAUUCAUCGUCACGUUUUGCUUUCAGUAUCCUCACAAGCUUGUUGACCCGUAUUUGAUGCAAAGGUUUGAAGACUGUUUGUUGCAUGUGGAUUGUUACUUCCUGCACUGGAGCAUUCCACCGAAUUUUCAACUCCGGCAGCCGCUUCUCUUCACCCGGGCUUGUUCUGAGCAGCUCCUCCUCGAAAAUUGUGUAGUAAAUAUGAAGUUAUAGCGAGGCUCAGCCUGAGGUUGAGAAGGAGAAGCUCUUGAAAACCCAAGGAACACCCUGUUUCCUAAUUACAUGUUAAUUUAAUUAAACUUGAAACAGAAACUGCCUUUUCAAUAAGAGCUGCUAUUGUACAAACUGCUUUUUCUUAAAGAUGUUUUUGCUCUCUGGGCCUGAAUUUAAUUCCAGUUCUCAAUAUUAAAAUAUAAAUGUCAUAAUUUUAAGAAGUGUUCAGAAAACUUCCCUUUACCUUGUGAUUCUUUUUUCUUCUCUGGGUGAAUGUUAUUUGUCUUACAGAAGUGGUUUUAUGAUUAGUAGUUGGAGUUGUUUCGGUUUGUGUUGUUAGAGUCGCUCCUGAUAUUUUAAAUCCAUUGAGAAUAACUAUUAUUAUUGACUUUUUAGUACAUUGUUUACUCCCUUAAUUCUUGCCAUGAUUUGUAAAUCCUUUGUUGAGAUCCAUGAAACCUUGCUUUUAAUAAAGAACUCGUUUCAUUUCUGACAAAA
Molecule: messenger RNA, 8158 nt
Organism: Dromaius novaehollandiae (emu)
Lineage: Eukaryota; Metazoa; Chordata; Aves; Casuariiformes; Dromaiidae
Gene: SYNRG
Product: synergin gamma
Exons: 23
Coding region: 59-4330 (1423 amino acids)
Cellular component (GO): clathrin coat of trans-Golgi network vesicle
Molecular function (GO): protein binding
Source: RefSeq, a predicted model, not a curated record